This is a messenger RNA of Porites evermanni, 6148 nucleotides long. NCBI's taxonomy places the organism in Eukaryota, Metazoa, Cnidaria, Anthozoa, Scleractinia, Poritidae. The record is from the annotation of a GenBank genome assembly.
AAAGAAGAAAGCCGUCAAUAUGAAGGAAGUAAAGACAGCGACAACAGCUGCUAUGGAGAUGUCGAGUCACUGUCCUCAGAUUCUUUCGAGCAAACGUCGGAUUCUGAAGGCGACCGCUCAGAAAUGUUCAGUAAAGGUAAUGUAUGUAACUUACUAAAAUUUUCCAAUAUGAUGACGAUGAUAAAAAUAAUACAGUUGAAAAGUUUGAGCCCGAAUCGUGAGAAUUGUUAGCCUGUGUCGCAGACGCUCUACUUAACCUUCUGCUAAGACGAUGCGUGGGUCGGCUGCAACGCAGACUAGAGAAUUGACUGACUUGACCAACACAUAAUCGAAAUACUACCGAAACGGGUAGACCGCGAAUUCAAAGACAUGCGUGACAGUUGAUUUUGGCGCCAGGCGUUAACGACUUAGGUCACGUGGCUUUGUUGUCAAACCAAAAAGGUGAACUCGCGUGGUGACAUUCUAUCUCAUUGCUGGCUUUGUCGUUCGUCGAUGAGAGUGUUCAGAGUUAAUAUAAAGCACUAGAAGGCUGAAACCGAGAGAAAGUUUCAUCGAUUGACUUUCUCCAAACGAAACUUUUCUCCUUUUUUGGUUGAAAUAGAACACCAUUACUUCACUGGGCCUAUCUUUCAGGGCUUCAAGUGUCCCUAUAUUUCCUAUAUUUUUAAACUUACCCUAUAUUUCCCUAUUUAGUUUGUAAAUGCCUUAUAAUCCCUAUAAUUCCAUCAGAAAAUACAAAUAGACUGAAGUUCACGAACUUCUGUUGGUGGAAUGUGACAAAGAAAGUGAAUUUUUCGGACCAUCCAAGACCAAACUGGUAAUAAGUUUAUUAUUAGUGCAUGUAAGUGUACUUAAUUUGAUGCUGCUGAGAUCAGUUAUUCUUUAUUCAGAUAUUGUUCAGAUCUUAGAAGGAGUAUGCCGAGAAGAUGUGGCAGCUUUGUGUGCACUCGUUUUUCAAAUGGAAGGGAUCGAUCAAUAAUUGGUUGCUUUUAAAGUAGCCAGUAGGAAAAUAAGAAUUUCCAAUCUGUGAUGGGGUAUCUCUAAUAAUGUGCAAGGUUAAAGCUCAGUCUGACAGAACGACUGUACCAUUCUCAAGACUAAUGUUGCUCCUUUCAUAAUUGCAACGGAAGACAAAACCAAUGCUGCAAAUGAUAAGGUUCACGUGGAGAACCAGAACCGUGGUCUUGCCUGAUCAGAAAGUGGCCCUUUUGAUUAACCGAAUAUUCGCAAGCAAAAGGAAUUACAUAUAAAGACACUGUGCUCCACUCCAAAGAUUUGCCUUGUCCACAAAAAAGUGGAGGGUAUCAGUCGUCAAGUACAAUUCUCCAUACUUGGUUUGUUGGUGUAGCUUCGAGUUUAAGCUAUGAUUCCUUCUUUUAAGUAUGGAUCUGUAGAUCACUCUUCAUGAGAAUUCUACAUCUUGCAAACAUCUCUAAAACUCUGGGUCCAGCCCAACAAAACAUAGCAGGGAGUCAUUGCUUAAAGGGACAAAACAACUCUACAUUCAAGCAUUUGGAACAAACUAUAGAAACUAAAACCUUCAUCAAAAGGUUAUUGAGUUGCAGUAUCAAGGUUAACGCUUUAAAAGUGGUCACAUUCUGUCAGAAACAAAAACCACCAGAAAUCAGUAGGUUUAAAACAAACCAGCUUCAUGCCCUCUCAAUGUGAGAAAAACUCCACAGCAUGAGCUACCCACCAGAAAAUAAAAAGGGUUUUAAACAUGAGGUUAAAGUUGUAUAGGCAUACCAAUAUUUCACGUUUCACCUAGAAAGAAUUCUAACAGUUGCAAAUAAUCACAAUAACCGUACUUCUUUAGGGUCAUUGUGUGUAUUAAUCUAGGUGCAUUUUUUUGCGUGCUCAAAGUUAGUGACCUUAUUCUCUACUAGUGUUCACAAUGUUGGACUAAAAUGUAUUGUGUUCCUUACCUUCUGCAGAGUUGCAAAACUGGCACUGGAUAAAAUACGCGUUAAAAAAUCCCUAUAUUUUCCCUAUUAUUUUACCAUUUUUCCUAUAUUGGCCCUAUAUUUUUGAAAAAUUCCCCCUAUAUUAAGCCCUAUAUUUUUGCUUAAGGCCACUUGAAGCCCUGAUCUUUGGCCCACCAAACACUCAGGAAUGUGACCACGUGAGUUUACCUCUUUAGUUUGGCAAGCAGAGUCACGUGGCUUGAAUCUUUAACGUCAGGCGCCAAAAUUAACUGUCACCUCUGAAUUCGCGUCUACCCGUUUCGGUAGUACCAGCUUUUCAACCUUUUUACGGUGGACGUAAGUUCAAAUAAUCAAUGAUAAAAGUAGUCGAAUUUGUGUAUUCGAGUGUAAUAGUUUACACGAACAUAUUAAAAGCUGAAAAAAAAAACGACCAAUGGGGCCUCAUACGAAAAUCGAAGAAGAAAGAAAAACAAAAAUCAUCGCGAAUCCUUAAGAAACUGAUCACCUCAGGAAGAAAACUUUUGUUGAUUCCUUGCAGUUGACUCUAGUUUGAAAGCCGGAUGGCGAUAUUAAAAAAAAAAAAUUAAGAAUAUACUGAUUACUGUUUAUGUGCACUGUGUACUAUGUGCUACAUGCUUUCUUUUCAUUACCAUUGAGACCACUUCGUAAGCACAUUCUAAAACAAUUAGUGUUUUCAAUAGUGACUUGAAGAAUGUUUAACUCGAUCUCAAAACAUUAUUUUAUAUUAUAUAUAUUUCUGGAGUUGAGGCAAAGCGAAUUGUAUAUUCUAUUUUUUAUUUCAAACCCUCUUUUUUGAUGUAGAAAAAAAUAGGAACAAGGUGUUUGUUUAUGGGCGAAAAGAGAGUCCAAAUGAGUGUCACUUUUGAGAACUUUGCACUGAACACUGUUCGUUUGUUUGUUUUGUUUUGUUUUGUUUUGUUUUGUUUUUUUUUCCUUAAUAUAGAAAACAAAAAAGACACGCAUUCUUGGGUAAAUAAAGACGAUAUUGUGCUAGAAGAGAGAGUUAACGAGGAUCGAACUUCACAGUUCAGAAACAGACUCGUCACAGUAUUGAGAGGUUGCCUAAUGUCCGUUAAGGAAGUAAAUGGCAAAGGAAGAUGCGACAAAAUCCAACGACUUUGGAAAGAAAGUCAUGCUUUUAAAAUUAAUGCGCACAUUCUUAGUACACCUGCCGAGGAUAUACCACGUCAUCUAAGCACAAUGCACGAAAGGUGGAUUACUCAAUUACAAUUCAACCAGUAUCCAGCAGAAAAUACUCAACAGUGGCUUUCCGUGAUCCUCCAAAGGAUGCUGCUUGACCCAGAUGAAGGUGGUUCAAUCAGUUUGAAUCAGCCAGCUGUUACUUCCGAAAGCAACUCUGUUCAAGGUGAUAACAGUUAGGUUAUGUUCUCAUUAUAUAGUCUUUAUUAUAUCAUCCGCGUAGAUUUGUAUUUUUUUCUGUUCUUGCUAUGUUUUCAGUCAGGCAAUUUCUCCGUCGCAAAACCCGGGAAAUUUUAAUGUAAAACGUCGCACAUUUGAUAAAAGCUUCAAACAGUACCCUGUAUAAAAAUCUAGGAUUCAGAAAUCAUGCAUCUUGAAGCUUACGUUUUCUGCAUGUGAACAAGAGGAUUGUUGUGUUUAUUUCGUGCCAAAAACAACUGCGUUUAUUUUAUUGACAAUUUGAUUGACCGGAGUUUAGCUGUUAGUAAUCAUAAUAUACAUGAAAGGCUACCUUUGAAAUAGUAAUGGCUACACUAGGUUGUGCUUUGCGUGAUGUGCAUUGAAUCCCGGUAUCAAUUCUGGUGGUCGUAAGUAUUGUCUUUGUGUUCAGAACUAGACUUGCCCUACACUGGUGAUGCCACAUCUGUAAAUGAAGUCUCAACAAUGAGAAGAAAAUCACUUGAUCAAGCAUUGAAUCCCUGUAACUGUACAACUUUUGAAGUCUGGGUACUGACUUGCUUGUACCCCCCAACAAGGAAGGCUGUUUUCAUUUACGUGAGUUUUUCAAAGCUUCUAUAAUGUACUUAUUAGUUAUUUAUAGAUGACGUGCGUUCGAGGAGGCCGGACACGCGAUAGUUGGAUCGUGAUAUUUUUUUCCACUUUUUGGUACCGAAACCGUUCGAAACCUUUAAAUGGCACAGGUAGAAGCCCUGAAAAGAGAUAAUGAUAGUUUAAAUUCUUUAAGGAAACAGAAUUAAAGUUGACUUAAGGUAUCAUCCACCCUCAAGCACCCUCCUCGCGUUGAUCGGCGCCAGCGCUUUUGCUUUUAACAAAUACCCCCAUAAACCGUACGUUUUCUGAAAGUUUAAUAGUUCCAGAUUAGUGCUCAUUUUUUUAAAAAAAAUCAAACUAUUAACGCGAUUUAGAAAUGAGAAGCUUUUUGUGAAAGUGGGUGUCACUGUAAAUUUAAGUCCAGUCCAGCCACAAAAUAAGGGAAGAAGCCAAUUAAGAACGCAUUCGCUUCUUAACACGUUUGACUAAAAAACCGUGUCUCAGAUUUUUGUCAAGUGCGUUUGUUCUGUUGUUAUAAGCAGGUGAAGUUAGGGAUAGCAAAUCAUUGGCACUACCUGUGAAAAAAAUACUGGAAGUCGAAAACGAAGAAAGAAAUCAAAAUUCGCUCUCGAACUCGUGGAACUCGAUUCCGCGGUAGUUUCAAUGGUUUUUUUAGGAGCUUUGUUAUCUUUUUGCCAUUUUUCUUGAUUGCAGUAGGAGCCCUUGUCGCUCUCUGCUAAUUUCGAAGCCCACUCUUUGGCGGCAAAACGAUUUUGUCGUCUUCUUUUGUCUUGGAGUCGAGGACGAAAACGGACAAGCUCUUUUUUCUUCUUUGGAGGCAUUCACUUUCGAACUCCAGGGAAAAACAGUGAGCACUAUACUUGUAAACCACGAUUUCUGUCAAAUUGCGUGAUUAGCUUGGUUCUACAGCGGCACGCGUAUCAAGUAUGACAGGACUUGUCAACGAUCAAUUAAAAUAAUUAGCAUACAAAAAACUUUUGCACUCCAUAAGUCUGCACAGAAAAAACAUUUUUUUUUAAAAGAAAGCUCUUGAUGAGCUCUAUCUAAUCGUCUAAAAAUUGCAAAUUUAGAAAAAUGAUUAUUUUUUUUACCCUGGAUGAUACCUUAAAAGAGUUAAGAGUGCCUCAAGGCAAAACUUAAAUCACCUGUCGUCGAUAACCAAGAACAAGAACAUGGUGUACAGUUCCAAAGUCACGAGUACGAUGACCUUGCGGCCACAAAUAAGAAGACAAGAUAGAGCGUUUAUUAUGCAAACUUGAGAAUUCAUCCCGUCUCGAAUAACUAAAAAACUCACUUUUUGGAUAUGGUGUCGUAUAUGGAACGUUUUACCGCAGAAUAUCAGAAAAUCAAAGAGUAAAAAAAUAUUGACAGAAAAAAAGUACACGCAGUGUUCAUCAAUGUCCUGAAGUCUGAAAACUCGCACCCUUCAACAUCUUCUAUUAUUGAUCUAGUGAAAAACAUUUAACAUUGUUCAACUAAAAUAACCUUGUUGCUUAAUACUUAAUCAGCUCUAACUUCCCGUAUUUCGCGCUAUAUAAUUAUGUAAGUGUAACUUGAUGGUAUCUCUUGUAUUUUUGCGUGUAUCUUAAGUUCUUGUAUCUCGCGCCAUAUAUGUAAGUGUAACUUUGUUAUCUAUUGUAUUUGGUACCAUAUAACUUGGUCUAUUUACCCGCCUCCGUUAGCUAUUGCUACUUGCAGGUAGAUCCUUUUCCAGUUUUAAUUCAUGCCAUAAUAAAAUUUCAGUCAGCAAUGUAAACUACCAAUGGAGCGAUGUGAAAAACAUAUAUUCACUUUUUUUUUAUAUUUUUUUUACCGAUGCAAUCAAUUAAUACCUAACUUCUAGCUAAAAGCAUGUAGUUUCCACAGCUGAAACAAAUCGUGUUUAUGAAAUGGGACACAUGUAAACAACUAAUCAUUUAAAAAUGGACACCUAUACUGCUCAAAGAAAAAAACAUUGCGAUGGUUUGAGAAUUUCAAAAUGCACAAGAAACAAACAACACUAUAUCUUCACAAUAUCACACACAAAAAAAUCCGCAAAUGCCAACUGUUUUAUUUUUAAGGUUGCGGACAGAAAGGGCGUUUUCCCUCCCGAAUCGUGGUUUGAAGAUGAAGAUUGUGAACUUAUGAUUAAAGGCUUGAACUGUCAGCGAUGGAGAGACAAUUUAGUAACAGAUAAAGGAAAGAGGAUGCAGGAGCAGCCAGGUAUUUGA